AUGGCCCAGGUGUUGGCAGUCCCAGGAGAUGUUAGACAUGGAUUUUCACACACAACCACAUUCCACCAUGAUUUUGGAAGAAUAACUGGAAUAUCAUCGACUACAAAUGGGAACAUUUUAUUAUGUGAUUAUGUAAACAGGUGUCUGAUUUUAGUUGAUCCUCUUGGAAAAUACCUUAAUAAGCUAAGCGUAGAAAGUGAACCAUUUGAUGUGGCUAUUACAAGUCAAAAUAUAGGAUAUGUUACCCUACCAAACAAAAGAUCUAUAUUACAGAUAGACCCGGACCGACUGGUUGUACUACAUAACGCAACAAAAAACGACAAGUGCACAACCGUAAUAUGUGUGUCAGCAGUACCGAAUUCUGGAAGGGACACUGCAAACAAGGUUCCGUGUUAUCUUGGCGUAAAAAUGUAUAGUUCUUUGUAUGCAUAUCCAGUCAAUAGCUAUAACUUAUGGCUUUCAAACGAAAACAUAACUGGUAGUGGAUAUCCUAUUGAUUCUCGUGUAGUGAAGUUCCAUUGUUUUAACGCUGGAACUUUUAUUUCAUGUAUAGGCGGGCAGAACUAUAUCAAGAUUUCAAAAUGCAAUUUUCCUGGACAUCCUUGUACUGAACAAAUUGUCAACAUUGACACUAUGGUUACGCCUACUGACAUAUGCUCUGAUAACAAUGGACACAUCUACGUCAGUGGACAGGGUUCAAACAACAUACACAGGUUGACACAGGACGGCAAGGUUCUAGAUAUACCAUUGGACAGCAGACAUGGUAUCAAACAACCAGUUGCAUUAUGUUUCAACCCAAACUAUGAUAAAUUAUAUGUUGUUAAUGAAUGGGGAACAUCGGUGUUGAUUUUUGAUGUUAUUUGA
Molecule: messenger RNA, 864 nt
Organism: Mytilus trossulus (common blue mussel)
Lineage: Eukaryota; Metazoa; Mollusca; Bivalvia; Mytilida; Mytilidae
Exons: 2
Coding region: 1-864 (287 amino acids)
Source: RefSeq, a predicted model, not a curated record